This is a messenger RNA of Drosophila montana, 1294 nucleotides long. Its product is annotated as lactosylceramide 4-alpha-galactosyltransferase-like. Gene Ontology annotation, biological process: glycosphingolipid biosynthetic process. Gene Ontology annotation, molecular function: alpha-1,4-N-acetylgalactosaminyltransferase activity. The transcript has 2 exons. The record is from RefSeq and is a predicted model, not a curated record. Bases 131 to 1240 code for a protein of 369 amino acids. Lineage: Eukaryota; Metazoa; Arthropoda; Insecta; Diptera; Drosophilidae.
ACAAACAGCAGACCAAGAAAAUGUUUAAAUUGACCCAGCUGAAAAAAGCUGCUUUGAUCGUCACACGGACCAUAAUUUUUCUUAUCGAUCCAAUGGUUAGUUAGUCUUGUCUUUACCUUCGCUCAGCAUCAUGAUGUUCUUGAGUCUUAAAAGUAGGCUGUCGCCCUAUCUGAUCAAUAAACGACAUCUCGUAUUAGUGCUCGUGGUUGCUGUUGUGUUCCUUUACAGCUCAAUAUUCUUGAUCUUAAAUGAGAGAAAAGUUCUUUCUUUCAAAAAAUUUGACUCAAAGCCUCAGCAUGCGGAGGAACCGGCGCCUACAAUUAUAGAGGAUAUUCUAUUGUCCAGCUCAAAACCUCCGCCUGGACGAACAAUAUUUUUUAUUGAGAGUAGUUGCUACCGUUCGGGAUCCCAGUACGAUAUGCGUAGUAUUAAGGCGCAUCAGGCUUGUCCCAUUGAAUCUGCCGCCUUCCAUAAUCCAAAUUUCCAAGUAUUUGUUUUGUUUGCCUGCCCCACCCACCGUAACGAAUCACUUCCCAUCAUUGAUGCACUUCAAAGCUACAAGAAUGUGCAAUUUCGGUCGCUAAAUUUGGAUCGAUAUGCACAGGAUACGCCCAUCGCGGAUUGGCUCAAGAAAGGCGAUCUAUUUAAGUCAAGAUAUCUGAUGUUUCACCUAUCCGACCUACUCCGAUUAAUUACACUAUAUCGCUUUGGCGGCGUCUACCUGGACAUGGACGUCCUGCAGCUCCACAGCUUGGAGGAUGAGCCACUAAACUUUGCAGGUGCUGAGAGAGCAGAUAGCAUCGGCAAUAGUGUAAUAGGAUUGGAACCCAACGGAUUUGGCCAUCAGCUUGGCGAAUUAUUUCUGCAGGACUUCCAGGUUAAUUAUCAGGGCGACGCGUGGGCCCAUAAUGGACCCAUGGGCUUAGUGCGCGUAUUGUCAGAGAUUUGUGGUACAAAAAAUGUUACCCUCAUGAUGAAUAAUCGCGAUCGCUGUCAGGGCUUUAAAGUGUUCGAUGUUAACUCAUUUUACGAGGUGCCAUAUCAGCAGUGGCCACUGUUUUUCGAUGCAGAGAAGGCGAGCAAAACGCUGGCACGCACUAAGGACUCCAGAAUGGUGCAUAUAUGGAAUCACAUAGUCACGAAAUGGCCCCUUAAGAUUGACUCAAAAUCCGCCUAUAUGCAGUGGGCUGCGCAAUAUUGUCCAAGGGUCGUUGCGGCCACAGGAGAAUUAUUCUAUUAAGCGGAUAAAUAUAUAAAUAUAUAAUAUAAAAUAAAUAUUUUUCGUUAUCGUAAA